ACUCUGUAUUGUGGAGAUUUCAUCUGUCAAAUAGCUAGCUAGCUGUCACUUGAAGGUAAUAAGCGGCUUGUUAUCGGUCGGUAGUUACGCCUGUUACAUACAGAACAGUAUUUCGGUUUCCGUUAACCAACACUGAGAUGGGAUCUGGUGAAAGCUCCACCAGAAAAGUGUCUUUCGGCGUUGAUGAUGACGACAGGGUCAAAAUUGUUCGUGGAGUGAAGCUCUCAGAAGACGUUCUCCAGAGGAUGAAAGGCGACCUGGCACCGGAGCCCACUGCACAGCCGUGUCCCCCCAGCCCCCAGAGAGAAGCAGCCACUCCCCCUCCUCCUCCCUCCCCCCGCCCACAGCCCCGCCCACAGCCCCGCCCACAGCCCCGCCCACAGACACCAGCCCCCACCACCAACACUACAGUUGACGACAAGAAGAGGUAUGAGCUCCAGCAGGCUGUAGUGAAGGAGGAGAUGAGCAGGAUGGCUAAGAAAGAGAGGGAGGUGGCGAGGGCGGAGAUGAGCAAGGUUCUGCAGAGAGAGAGACUCACCGCACGCCAGGACAACGACAAGGCCCAGAUAGUGGUAGGUCUGUCUGUCUGCCUCUCUGCUCAACAGCUUCAGAAGAAGGAUGCUGAGCUGAAAGCCCUGGAUGCCUUCUACAAGGAGCAGCUGUCCCAACUGGAGAAGAGGAACCUGGAGCGCUACAGCCAAGCCUGCGAGCAGUUCCAUGAAGGUGCCACAAAGUCAGAAGCUCGGAUCAAGUCUCGUAGUACAGAUCCAGUAUGCACCAGUCUCCAGGCCCAGAUUCUGACGUGCUACAGGGACAACAGAGACCAGACGCUCCACUGUUCCGACCUGGCCAAGCAGUACAUGCGGUGCAUCGACGCCGCCAAGAAGGUGACUGUCCAGUCUAGACCACGCGUAUCUACGCUACCCUACACUGACCUACCGUAGCACACACGUUCUAGC
Molecule: messenger RNA, 959 nt
Organism: Osmerus eperlanus (European smelt)
Lineage: Eukaryota; Metazoa; Chordata; Actinopteri; Osmeriformes; Osmeridae
Gene: chchd6a
Product: coiled-coil-helix-coiled-coil-helix domain containing 6a
Exons: 7
Coding region: 138-944 (268 amino acids)
Biological process (GO): DNA damage response; cristae formation
Cellular component (GO): MICOS complex; mitochondrion
Source: RefSeq, a predicted model, not a curated record